Messenger RNA from Neltuma alba, 1464 nucleotides. Its product is annotated as peroxisome biogenesis protein 2. Gene Ontology annotation, biological process: protein import into peroxisome matrix. The record is from RefSeq and is a predicted model, not a curated record. Gene Ontology annotation, molecular function: zinc ion binding. Gene Ontology annotation, cellular component: peroxisomal membrane. NCBI's taxonomy places the organism in Eukaryota, Viridiplantae, Streptophyta, Magnoliopsida, Fabales, Fabaceae. The transcript has 8 exons. The coding region runs from base 101 to 1159 and encodes 352 amino acids.
UUCUGCUUCAACCGCCUGGCUAGAACAGUGGUGACCAGAGCAUCCUAAUCUCACUUUCAUACACACUUUCUCUUCAUUCCCCUCAAAGCUCAUCUACUUCAUGGACAGAGAAUCGCCAGCCUCUUCAUCAUCAUCAUCAUCAACAACAAGCACAAUGACCAGCAACAAUCUCCCACCACCCGAAGAUGCUUGGCUUAAUACCUGCCACAAGCUGCUGCCUCGUUGGGAAUCUCAUUCCCUUUCUCAUCAGUCAACAAUUCCUAUUUCUAUAUCAAGAGUUAACCAAGUUGAUGCUGCUAGGCUCGAUGUUGAAAUGUCAGCUAUGUUGAAGGAACAGUUGGUUAAAGUGUUCUCUUUGAUGAAGCCAGGAAUGUUAUUUCAGUACGAAGCUGAGCUUGAUGCUUUCCUUGAGUUUCUUAUUUGGAGAUUCUCAAUUUGGGUUGAUAAGCCAACUCCAGGAAUUGCUCUCAUGAAUCUGCGGUAUAGAGAUGAGCGUGCAAUUGAACCAAGAGAAAAGGUCAGAACCGGUCUUGAGGGUCCUGGACUCACUGUUGCUCAGAAGAUUUGGUAUUGUAUUGCAACCGUUGGUGGUCAGUAUAUCUGGGCCCGCAUUCAAUCCUUUUCCGCUUUUCGUCGGUGGGGUGAUUCUGAUCAGAGGUCACUGGCACGCCGGGUAUGGAUCCUUAUACAACGUAUAGAAGGAAUUUAUAGAGCUGCUUCAUUUGGCAACCUGUUGAUAUUUCUUUAUACCGGAAGAUAUAGAAAUCUCAUUGAAAGAGCUUUACGAGCUAGGCUUGUCUAUGGGAGCCCAAAUAUGAAUCGUGCUGUUAGCUUUGAGUAUAUGAACCGGCAGUUAGUUUGGAAUGAAUUCUCGGAAAUGUUGCUGUUGCUUCUUCCUCUUCUUAAUUCAUCGUCUAUGAGAAAUCUCCUUCGACCAUUUUCGAAGGAUAAAUCCUCAAGUUCAGAUCAGGAUGACAACAUUUGCCCCAUUUGUCGUUCUACUCCAACCGUUCCUUUUGUUGCUCUCCCUUGUCAGCACAGAUAUUGUUAUUACUGUCUUCGAACACGCUGUGCUGCUGCUCCAUCAUUUAGAUGUUCCAGGUGUAGUGAGCCAGUCGCUGCUAUGCAGCGGCAUAAUGGUGGUGUCACAAAUGGAUGAUUCAUGCGCAGGGAGAACAACGGAAUAGUAUUGAAGAGCAUUUGAUCAACAUACAGAAUUAGCGAUAUAUAAAACACUACCCAGAAUCAGGGUGGUAUUCUUUGUCCCUUUUGUGUUGCUUCCCUCUUAAUAUAUUUUUUACGAAGAAAUCCAUAUCUCAUUAUAGAUUUGUAGUUAUAGGUUUAUAGCAUCUCUUCAUCCAUUGAGUGAUGUAUCCUAUUUUGUAGCAAUUUCCGGUGUUUCCACGCCGUUCUCUCUGUUUUUCUUAUUUAUUUUUGCAAAUCAAGUUAUAGUCAUUCAUAUAA